CCGGACUUGAAUAAUAACACCUACCCUAUGCUGCUCCCCUCCCGUUCAUCGACCAUACUUGGCUUCAGCCCGGGAAUUGGGGUCCUCUCCCGGAGUUUAUCUAGAGUUCCACGGAGCCUGCUGGACAGGGUAGUGGAGCGGAGGAAGAGACUUGGUCAGAGCAGAUUCCAUCACACAGCACCCCCAACAAUGUCCCCAACAGCAUUCCAACAGCAUCCCCAAAAGCAUCCUCAACAACACCUUCCGCCAUCAGCCAACCCAGAUCCUUAUAGUCCGAGUCAACCUACUUCUCCCAAUGCCGCUCUCCGCUACAAUGAAUGUCAAGACACAUUCCCAAAACAACACCUCCUACGCACCCACAUGAAGAAGCACUCCCUCCCGUUCAAGUGCACCGAAACCACCACACAAGCAGCCGGUGGCGGUGGCGGCACGACGAGGAGGGACAACCACGACCGCCAUGUUCGGCAGCAGCAUCCUCGUCGCCAGCACGAGGAUGAGCGGGAGGAAGACACUUGUACUACGCGCAUGGCUCACAACAAGGUGCGGCUGUCGGGCAUGAGACACAAAUUUCAUCUCGAGGUUUUCAGGAUCGAGAGGACGGUCGGCGUCUUCAAAGACCCACGCAUAUAGGCCUCGCCGCGUCGCCACGAGCCCGAAGUUCCCUUGUCAACCCCCGGACGCAGUUUUAACCGCGCCUUGCCUCCAGUCUAGCCAGAACCCAGACUUGGUCGUCAGCAAUCGCUUUCGGCACGUGGUUUCGUGGGGUUCUCUUUUCUAC
Molecule: messenger RNA, 778 nt
Organism: Lasiosphaeria miniovina
Lineage: Eukaryota; Fungi; Ascomycota; Sordariomycetes; Sordariales; Lasiosphaeriaceae
Exons: 3
Coding region: 28-630 (200 amino acids)
Source: RefSeq, a predicted model, not a curated record